CAUGGAAAAAUAGGGGCGUGUCCUCCUGUCGUCCUUUGUCCAAUAGCAUGUGCCUGUUGUUACUUUCGGUUUCACUGGCUGCAGGAAAGUCCGGGCAUUUCCUAUAAUCGACAUGUAAGCAGGUUGUAGUUUGCAUUAUGCUUAUUCGAUACUCAUAAUUUAUGGAAUUGCGAUUAGACUUCGCUAAUUUUUGAGUUGUACCUGAGAGGAAUAUAGGCUACCUACGCACAGAACACGUUCCAGGCGUGGAGGAAGGGAUUCUGCCACCCACUCCCAACAUCUUUUGGUCAUUUUACCGCUCAACCAGUGACGUUUCGUGAUGCAGAAAAUGUCCUACUUCUCACCUCUACUGUACCUGCUGGUAGACCUGUGUGUGGUCCAAGGCAUCCGUCAAGGCCAGCUUUCCCCUCUCCUCAUCUCCCGUCCAUUCGUGGUCCUGUGGGGAGGGGGUGUGCUGCGAUGCUGUGCACUCCUCUUUGUCACCUACUCCUAUCCUGGCACCUUGCCCUGGAUGAAGACGUUUGAGGGGCUCCAGACUCAGUGUGUCCUCAGCUUCUUGUCUCCAGCCUACAUCACCUUCUUGUGGACAAUCGGGCGCUCGGCUGUGGAGUUACUCUGGGGAUGGCACUCCUGGGAAGCGUUGCUACAGACGUAUGCGGUGGUUGCCGUGUCUUGGCUGUACUGGACGCGCCAUGUCCCAACCAUUCUCUCUGAGAAGAAGACGAAACCCGGGAAAGAGAAUGGGGCAUCCCUGAAUAGACUUCUUGGCUACAUGAAGGACUACUCCUGGCACUUCACCGUCGUUAUCACAUUAGUGAUCAUUUCCUCACUGUGUGAGAUGGCCAUCCCUCACUACACUGGCAAGAUGACAGACUGGAUCAUGAACGAAGACAAGCCUGAGGCCUUCUCUGAAGCCAUCACAAUCAUGACUGUCAUCACUAUUGGAAGUGCGGUGUGUGAGUUUGUGUGUGACUUGAUUUACAAUUUGACCAUGAGCAAAAUACACACGUUCAUCCAGGGCUUGGUCUUCAAGUCAGUGCUCAAACAGGAAAUAGCUUUUUUCGACAAAUCAACUACAGGUGACAUAGUGUCGCGCAUCACCACGGACACCAACACCAUGAGCGAGUCUCUGAGUGACAAGCUGAGCCUGAUGAUGUGGUAUUUCUGGAGGCUGGUCUUCCUCUUUGGCUUCAUGGUUCACCUCUCCUGGAAGCUCUCCCUCUUCACCUUCAUGGGCCUACCCGUCAUCUGGGUCAUCCCGGAGAUCUCCGGAAAGUUCUAUCAGAAACUAGCAAGGGACGUUCAAGCGUCGCUGGCGAAGGCUAACGAUGUUGCCAUGGAGACCUUUUCAGCCAUGAAGACGGUGCGCAGCUUUGCCAACGAGGAUGGCGAGACGGCGCGAUAUCAGAAGCGUCUGGAGGAGACCUACUCCCUCAACAAGAAAGAAGCGGCAGCCUACGCAGUCUCCACAUGGACCAACAGUAUGUCUAGCUUGGCUCUGAAAGUCAGCAUCUUGUACUAUGGCGGGCGGCUGGUGACAGGAGAUGACGUGAGCAGUGGAGAUCUGGUGUCCUUCGUGCUGUACGAGCUGCAGUUCACCAGCGCUGUGGAGACGGUGAUGAACUACUAUCCACAUGUCAAGAAGGCCAUUGGUGCCUCAGAGAAGAUUUUUGAGUAUGUGGAACGGACCCCCGACAUGCCCCCCGACGGCACUGAAGCGCCUGAACAACUUAAGGGUCACGUGCAGUUCCAAGAUGUCACCUUCUCCUAUCCAAAGAGACCAGAACAUGCUAUACUUAAGGGCCUGUCUCUGGAGUUGAAGCCUGGUCGGAUGAUGGCCCUAGUGGGUCCCUCUGGGGGUGGGAAGAGCACCUGUGUGAACCUGCUGGAGAGGUUCUACCAGCCGGAGCAGGGCAGCAUCCUGCUGGACGGACAGCCACUCAGCUGCUACAAGGACGACUACCUGCACAAAAAGAUAAGUGUGGUGAGCCAGGAGCCCAAGCUGUUUGCGCGCAGCCUGAGGGAGAACAUCAAGUAUGGCAUGGAGGAGGCCUCAGAGGAGAACAUGAUAGAGGCAGCCAAGAGCGCCUACGCCCAUCACUUCAUCACCAGCAUGCAAAAUGGCUACGACACAGAUGCUGGGGCUAAAGGUGACAUGGUGUCUGGCGGGCAGAAACAGCGUAUAGCCAUCGCCAGAGCCCUUAUCCGCAAGCCAAAAAUCCUCGUGCUGGACGAUGCAACCAGCUCCCUGGACACACAGAGUGAAGAACUGGUCCACCAGGCUCUGUCUAAGCUGCGUAGGGAGCAGCAGGUGUCCGUGCUGCUGAUCGCCCAUCGUCUGAGCGCGGUGGAGAAGGCCGACCACAUCGUCUUCCUGCAGCAGGGGGAGGUCCAGGAGGAGGGCACCCACGAGGAGCUGGUCCAGAGAGGAGGCCUGUACGCAGAGUUCGUCAAGAAGCAGAACACCUCCAUACACCGCAACGCAGAGGAGGAGCAGGAGGAGGAGACGGCAGAGGUCUCAUCACCUUAAGGAUGGUGGCUCCAGAUGUAGAGGGUUAUAGGCUUGGAGGAGGAAACCAACGCACACCAGAGCUUUCGAGGUGCAGGUAGCGGGUAGUAGUUCACUUUAGAGGCGAAGAUACCGCACACUCUUGUCCAUCAUGCUGAAUUUUAUUUAAAUGACAUGUGUGGUAUCUUAUUUUAUUUAUCUAUUUAAAUAAAAUGUGUGGUAUCUUCCCCUCUAAAUUGGUCACAUGCUACCAUCAGAGAUGCAGGAGGGGGACAUGGGGGGGACGAGGGUGAUCUGUCCCCUAGCCUGGCUCUCUAGCCAGAUGAAUGUGGGUCCGCCUUGCUCCACACGCAUUCAUCUGGUACUGCGGUCAUCACAGAAAGCGUGGCUUUAUCAAAAAUCCUUGUACAACCCUUGAAAGUCCCGUCACAUAUCAAGUCCUCUGCGGCAAUCAUGAUGGGUUCGUCUACCCGGAGGCUGUCUAAGCUUGCCCAGUAGGGGAUUCCUUCCAGACCUGUGUGUUCAGCUCGCGAUCGCACACAGAUCUGGCGAGAGCCAGGUUACAUGCCCCCCACAAUUAUUAGAAAACAAGAAAUGCCAUCCCCAUCCGCCAUUAGAAAAACAUUCAGAGUUGUAUAAAGUAAGUAAAGAGAUGUAUACAUGAGAAGUAGAAGUACUUUUACACAUGUAAUUGCAACCCUAGUAAUGAUUUUUUAAAGUUGAACCAUGUUGAAUAUCAUACCACUAGUGUUGUAAUUUAAUCUGCAAGAGUACCUCUACUUCUUUAUAAUACUCUGCCUACAUUUAUUAGACUUUUAGAAGAUCCUGGCCUUUGAUCUGCGCCCCUGGUUACCACCAUGAGUCCGUCCAUUAUGUGCUAGUGGAGUGAUUGAUUAUAACCAGACAUGGUUCAGCAAAAGUUGUCCGGAAACACUUGGAUGGCAUAAAUCAGUCGUUGUGGACAUUUAAUGACUGCUCUCCGCUCUUACGGCUCUAAUAUAAGACUGUACUUUCUGAAAGUGACGUCGAUCUAUUAUCCAUUCGUUAUGUCAGGGCCAGGCGGGUUUCAGAUUCAGAGUCCACCGGACUUGCCAGCAUCUUGCACAAGACUUGUGGAAGUCUAAAAUCUCACCUAUAGUUUUUAUUUUGCCGCUUUUCUUCUUGUUGGUCACUCCAUUUUGAUUGAACGUUUGCUUCUGCUAGCUGGUUUGUACAUCCCUGUACAUUCUUGACAGCUAUUGUAACUUCUCAGUUUCUUGUUCAUGUUUUACCACAGUUGACAGGGAGAUCAAUCAGCGAUAAGAGGCUUGAUUUGGACUGAGAUCGACAGGCAAAGCUGUCACAUUAGUUUGUAGAACUGAAAAAAGUCCCAUCGUAUAAUAGCUGAUUUUUUUUUGCAUAUGAUUUGUUGUACUGUCAUGAAGCCUACUUAAGGCAUGUGCAUUUUAUUUAAAACAUGGUUCUCAGGAUGUCUCUUUACAAAUCAGCAACUAUGACCGGAAUCAUUCACUCACAAGGCUUGAAAAGACCACUUCACAAUUUUUCAGUGUCAUCCUCAAUAAAUGUAUUUUCUGUAAUAUUCACUCUCUUCAUUUACUGCAGAUUAGAAAUGAUGUAUUGCAAGUGUGGUGUAUAGCCUAAGGGUUAUCUACUACUGAUAACCCUUGUCACUUAAAAGCAUCUGUGUGUCAGUCGAGCCCUAAUACUGGUCUAAGUUCCAGUGUGACACAUAAUGCUUAAUGUGGGACACAGCUUUGGUAAAAUAGUAUGCACAUUUUCUGUACACAUAUGGGAAAUGCUCUGGGCUUUGAGAUUAUAAUGCAACAUUUCAUACAGUGGAACAUAAAAAAAAACAAAAAAUACUUGAACAGUAUACAAGUAUAACUAUAACUUUUCCAAAGGAUGCAUUUUUAUGAACAUACUGGAGGCAUGUAGAAGCUAAAGCAGUUGUAAAGUAGUGGGGCCUUUUGAUCUAUUCCUGCCUCUUCCCUUUGCCCACAUCAAAGGCGUUCGGUAGCAGGCCAGCCUGUAGAACAUGCCCACACAACGCUUACUUGUUUACAGGAAGCAGACUUCAGAGUCUGGAAUUCAGAUGAAUGGGAUGAGAGACUGGAUAUGGAUGUGGAUGGACCGUAUACAUGUUUAACACAUAGACACAAAGAAGAAAGCAGACACCGAUUGGCAAAUGAUAAAGUAUCAGUCCAUCACUCUUUCAGGCAUGAAACAGUGCAGAGCUACUACUGAGCCAGAAGGAAAUGAUAACGCAUGUUCAUUCCACCUGCCUAGAGACGGUUGACGAUGCCAGCCUCCAAUCAGAAAACUGCCAAAGGUACCUCCCCCAUUACACCCACGUCACAGGGUUGGCACGGGUGGCAUAUACGGUCUACAUGUCUAGGAGGGUGACGCUUCUAAAACAUCUGCUCCCUCUUGUGGGUGAUCUCUAGAUCUCGCAGCAGCACUGAAACUACAGCAUUCGAUUACGGCUCUUGCAGCAUAAAGCAUAAAUCAUUAGAUUAGACUAGAGUAGCGGGUGGCCUACUGCACUGCACAAUCUGGAGAUGCUUCUGCAGGAUCCAGUCAUCGGAUUAAAGGAAUUUUUAAAAAGAACAAUUUAACUCUGGUCACCUGUUUUAAUCCAAGGACAUUCCCCAAAUUAAAAAAUGAAAUCCUUACAUAACACACAUUAAGAAAGCAAAUAGUGGUUAACAAAUAACACAAGAUAAAACAAAUAUAAGUAAGUGAAACACGAUGACCCACAGCCAAGCAUGAGUGACAGCCGUAUAUGUCUCUUUAGUGGUGUGAGGGCAUGGCUGUGCAUAUUAACCAGCACAUCAUGCCCCCAUAGCCGCAUUAAAGAGCAAUGGGGCCUGAAGUCAAACCUGCCUCAUUGAGCUUAAGACCCAAUCACAGCUGCUAGUGGUUCAGCCAGAGCAGAGACGCAAUAACGAAAAGACGGAAAAACACUUUUUAAAGAACAAAAUCUCUUUUAAUAUGUACAGCCAAGAGAUGAUGUUUGUUGAUGCAGCCAGAAGCUAUAUUAACUCAAAAUUGUACAACAGUCAAAAAACUCAACAAUGGGAUAGUUGGGAUAGUCUUUAACCAUUUUUGUUUUUUUUCUAACACUGAAAAGAAAAGAAAAAAAGACCAAAACAAUUGAAGACAAUUGAAAAAACAUGAUCUACAGUACACCUGUUGUACAAGGAAUGGCGUGAAGACCAGGUCUUUCAGCUUAAGUCAUUUCUUCCCCACUGUACAUGUGUCCUUGCCAUUGUGUUAGCAAUUAACGUGUCUUGUCCUGAGUUAACAUAGUACAAAUAAUACAGUUUGCUAAAUCGAGCAUAAAAACCAAGCGAAAAAACUAGCACCAUCCCCUCUAGCUUCAGACGAGCCAAAGCUAGAGUCUCCAACUCCUUUUUUUGUUUGAAUUUCUUUUUUUUAAUACAGUACCGACCGCAGACAAGGGUGACACAUCUGAAGUCCACAAGAGACAUGAGGUGAGUGUGAGAGUUGUCAUGAAAAACAACAAAAGGAAAAACAGCAAUGGUGACUGCUAGCUCGUUGGAAAAACAGCCAGCAAUGGCAUUGUGUAAAAAAAAAGACAAAAACAAAUAUCGACAAGACUAAACAACACAAGUAAGAAAAUAAAACCAAAUAGCUUAUUCUAUUUAACACAUUGAAAACUGGACCAAAGUGAUGCACACGCCGCUCGUGGGGUGCAAUUCACACCAUGCCACAUUUGAAGGGGUACUACCCUUUCAUCUUUUACACUAAUUACAGCGUAAUCGCUCACCUAAUUCAUAGUAGUACCCCCUCCCAGCAACCCCCUCGUCAUUCAAACUAUGAUUGUACGUAACGUAUAUAGUAAGGAACACACAAGACAGAAGGCCAAGAGAACACAUCACUUUUAACACAAGAGAAAGAACGUCCACUUCAAAAAGGG
Molecule: messenger RNA, 6449 nt
Organism: Engraulis encrasicolus (European anchovy)
Lineage: Eukaryota; Metazoa; Chordata; Actinopteri; Clupeiformes; Engraulidae
Gene: tap1
Product: transporter 1, ATP-binding cassette, sub-family B (MDR/TAP)
Exons: 13
Coding region: 320-2530 (736 amino acids)
Biological process (GO): oligopeptide export from mitochondrion
Cellular component (GO): mitochondrial inner membrane
Molecular function (GO): ATP binding; ABC-type oligopeptide transporter activity; ATP hydrolysis activity
Source: RefSeq, a predicted model, not a curated record